Messenger RNA from Phanerochaete carnosa HHB-10118-sp, 1004 nucleotides. RefSeq lists its product as uncharacterized. The coding region runs from base 1 to 933 and encodes 310 amino acids. The record is from RefSeq and is a predicted model, not a curated record. The transcript has 5 exons. Lineage: Eukaryota; Fungi; Basidiomycota; Agaricomycetes; Polyporales; Phanerochaetaceae.
AUGCGCAGCCCCGUCAUCGCCUUCGGUAUCUUUGCCGCUGCCACCGUAGUCUCUUCUGCCCCCACCUCUCCCAACAUCGGAGGUGGCACCAUGAUCCCUCACGGUGUCUCGGGCAAUGUUGCGAACACCAUCCCUCCGGUUGCGUUGAAACGGGACGACAUCGGCGACGUCGUCCCUGCUCCCACUGUCGACGGCCGCAAUCAUCGCUCUACGCACAAACAUCCCAAGCGCGCCUUGAAUUCCGACACCGCAGGUGGUAAUGCGUACUCUGGAGGCUCCAGCAGCUCCAGCGGUGGAUCAGUCAUCAACAACAGCGAGAAUGACCCCGAUGACGACAUCACCAACGAUACAUCCAACGCUGCCGGUAUCGCUGGUACCUCCGUCUCCGGUGACGCCGUAGGUGGCCGCGGCCGCAACCAUGGCCCCGGUGGUAAUGCCUACACUGGCGGCACGGGCAACGCUAAUGGCGGAGCCGUCGUGAAUGAUGGAGGCGCCAUUGCCAGUGCGGGAGGCUCCAACGUCGGCGGUGAGGGCAAUGCCUCUACUAGUGGCGACGCAAUCGGCGGUGACGCGAAGCGCAAGCGUGCCACGGACGACCAAACAGCUGGCGGUAAUGCCUACACCGGUGCUUCUGGAGACACUGGCAGCGGCAAUAUCAUUAACGAGGCUGACGACGACGCGACUAUCACGAACGCGGGAUUAAGCAACACCGGAGAUGUUGCUGGCACAUCGACUAGUGGUGACGCUAUCGGUGGUGAAGGAGACAACAAGGGUCCGGGUGGUAACGCCUACUCUGGCUCCGCCGGCCCGACGCGUGGUGGUACCGUCGAGAACGAGGGCGGCUCCGUCGACAACGCCGGCAUGUCGAACGCGGGCGGGAAUGGCAGCGACUCUGUGAGCGGUGAUGCUCUGGGUGGUGAUGCACGCCGCUGAGCUGUCGAUAGGUCGCGACUCGGAGAUUAUAUACACGCAUUACUCCUAAUAAACAUUCGUUCAGUCUUUGG